CUCGAAACUCGGCGAGCGGGAUGGCAACCGGCCCGGAGCACGUGGCGGCGGCGGUCGAGGAGACGCCGGAGAAGAAGGCGGCCAGCACAACCGAGCUCCCCGCACCCUCAGGCUGGACGAAGAAGGUUGCUCCAACUCGAGGUGGACGAUUUGAGGUUAUUUUUGUUUCCCCAACUGGUGAGGAAGUUAAGAGCAAGAGACAGCUAACCCAGUACCUGAAAGCUCAUCCUGGAGGCCCUGCAUCCUCAGAGUUCGAUUGGGGAACCAGUGAUACUCCCAGACGCUCAGCACGCUUGAGCGAGAAGGUCAAGGCAACUGAGAGCCCAGAGGGUGAGAAGACCCCUAAACGGGGAAGAUCAAGUUCUAAGAGAGGCAAAAAGGAGGAAAAAGAAGACACAGAGGCUGCAAAUGAGGCUGGAGAAGAUGGUGCUUCGGAGGAAGGUAAAGGUACAGAUGUGGAGAUGAAAGAUGCUGAAAACGCUGAAGACGAGAAGAAAGAGGUCCCAAAUGCAGAUGCUGCAGAGAAGACUGAGGAAGGUGAAGAUAAGAAAGAGGAGGCCCCUGCUGUAGAUGCAGCAGAGAAGACUGAGGAAGGUGAAGAUAAGAGAGAGGAGGAGGCCCCUGCUGUAGAUGCAGCAGAGAAGACUGGUGAGAAAGAGGUGGCCCCUGCUGUAGAUGCAACAGAGGAGACAGAAAAAAGCACCGAAGGCCAAGCACAGCCUAAUUAUGUUGCUGCCCCAGAAUCUGAGUAUAAAGGAGACGGAAAGCCAGGUGAAUCCGAAGCAGCUCCCCUUGCAUUUGUUGAUGAAACAGCUCCCCAUGUAAUUAUUGGUGAAGAGAAGAAAGAGGAAAAUACUGAGAAUGAGAACAGUCAGGCAGCCGAAUCUGCCGUGCCUUCCCUGGCAUCUUUAGAGGGAGAGAAGAAAGAGAAUGGUGGUGCCCCUGAACAACCAGCCCUGCCUGUAGCUGAGACGAAGGCAGAUGCUCCUCCGGCAGAGGCAGAAAAGGGGGCUGAAAAUUCAGGCCAGCCGAAUACCGGCUCUCAAGAACCGAAGGCAGCAAACUGCGACGAGGGGCAGAUUCAACCUGGUGCCUCUGCUGUGAGGUGCACAUAAGGGAGCUUGAUCUCAGAUGGGACUCUGUUGCGUUAUGUCUUUAGGACGAUACCUCGCAUUUGCUUUGAGAAUUGUAAUCGUGGUUAACCUGACAGCGCUGUGUAGCACUAGGCUGCCCAGCACGUAGUUAUCCUUUCGUUUCUUUUAUAACGGUGGUGUUGCAGCAUGGGUAAUGGGCCGGCCUGUGCUGCCUCAGCCACCACUGCAUACCCAGUGUAAGUGUAACUCGUUAUUAGCGUGGUCGACAUUGAUCUGUGGAGAGGACUGCAGGACAGUACUGUCCUCGACAGCUGUAACGUUACGUUUUGUGUGUUCCCUUGUGUUAUUGAACUUAUAUUAUGAUCCAUAAAUAAAGCCAUAAGCGUGGCAGGGUCAUUCCCUGACCACCUUCAGGCAUC
Zea mays is the source of this 1513-nucleotide messenger RNA. RefSeq names its product methyl binding domain 115 (gene mbd115). Lineage: Eukaryota; Viridiplantae; Streptophyta; Magnoliopsida; Poales; Poaceae. The record is from RefSeq and is marked validated. Gene Ontology annotation, molecular function: DNA binding. The transcript is spliced from 3 exons. Bases 21 to 1115 code for a protein of 364 amino acids.